AGAAGUUCAGUUCGAGUGCAGGGAAGUUCUGAGAAACUCAUUGGGAAGCGUUACUUCAAUUUGCAUUAUGAUUUUCGGGAGAUAUCUGCACUAGCAGCUGAGAGCGACAAAAUGUAUGAGCAUGCAAGUGAAGUUUUUUCAAAUUUGCUAAAGGAUUUGCAGGUAAUGAAGAAGUGCUCAAAUGGUGGAACUUCUAAUGAGAUAUUAUGUUCUAAUCAUGAAGAAGAGUAUCCAACUGUAGCCGGAGUUAAGUUAAAAGCUACUGUUGGACGACCAAAAGGAAGAUUUAAAGGUGCAUUAGAGAGACAAAAAAGUCACAAAGUUCAAUCAAAACCAAAGGGUAAGAAGGUGAAAAUUGGUUCUUUUCAGCAAGUAGAAAGCAGUACUGAACUGCAAAUACAAAAUAAUCAG
This is a messenger RNA of Linum tenue, 411 nucleotides long. Lineage: Eukaryota; Viridiplantae; Streptophyta; Magnoliopsida; Malpighiales; Linaceae. The record is from the annotation of a GenBank genome assembly.